Rotaria sp. Silwood1 is the source of this 3366-nucleotide messenger RNA. The record is from the annotation of a GenBank genome assembly. NCBI's taxonomy places the organism in Eukaryota, Metazoa, Rotifera, Eurotatoria, Philodinida, Philodinidae.
AUGAUAGAUGUAUUAUUUGAACCAAAUCCUCGAUUAAAAAAUAAAGCAUUAUUUACUGCAACUGCAUUAUUGAACAUUGAAAACAGAAGAAUAAAAAUUAGUAUAAUUAAUGCAACGAACCGACAACAAACACUUUCCGAAGGAACCAAAUUAGGUAUAGUGACACAAUUAUCUUCUACAAUUUGUGUUACCAUACCAUCAAAUUAUUUGAUAGAACGCAUUCCGGAAGGAAAAGCGUGUAAAGAGCUCAUUCCUGAAGGGAAAGGAGCGAACAAAUCAAAUAAAUUAAAUUGUAACAACAUACCAACUAUAGCAUCACACGGAAAACAACAUCAAUGUCGUAAAUGUUAUCAAUAUUUUGAUACUAGCAAUGAAUUAUUCAAGCAUCUUAGAAACCAAUGUUAUCCUGAAGAAAUAAGACAACAAAUAAAUAAAUUAAUUGAACAUAUUAGUGAUGAUAAACAACGAGAACAAAUUUUAAAAAUGUUAUGGAAAUAUGGAAAAUUAUUUGACAUUAGUGAACCAUCAAAAAUUGAUAUAAUUUUAAAAAAUGCUAUUGAUACUGGUACACACCGUCCUAUUCAUACCCCACCAUAUAGAAAAUCAAACAAAGAUCAGGAAACCUUAAGAAAAGAAACAGAUAAAUUAUUAAAAAAUGGAAUUAUUGAACAUUCAACAUCACCAUGGUCUUCACCUGUCGUUUUAGUAAAAAAGAAAGACGGAACAACAAGAUUUUGUGUCGAUUAUCGUCGUUUGAAUCAAAUUACAACAAAAGAUGCUUUUCCUCUACCAAGAAUUGAUGAUAUUUACGACCAAUUAACAAAAGCAACAUAUUUCACAAAAUUUGAUUUUAAAGCUGGAUAUUUUCAAGUACCAUUAGACAAAUUAGAUCGACCAAAAACAGCAUUUUCAACUCGAGAUGGACAUUUUCAAUUUAAAGUAUUACCACAAGGUCUUACUAAUGGACCACCAACAUUUCAACGUAUUGUUAAUCAAAUAUUAGGUCCAAACAGAUGGAAACAUGUACUCGCCUAUAUCGAUGAUAUUAUUAUUUAUUCACAAAAUUUUAAUGAACAUUUAAAACAUAUCGAAGAAGUAUGUUUAUUAUUACAAGAAGCCAAUUUUAAAUUAAAUGUUGACAAAUGCGAAGUUGCAAGAGCAGAAAUAUUAUUUCUCGGACAUUUAAUUAAAGCAGGUACUAUUAAACCUGAUCCAGACAACAUCCGUGGUUUGACCGAAACACGUGAACCAACAUCAGCUGAAGAAGCAUUUAGAUUCGUCAAAGCAGCAGAAUAUUACCGAAAAUUUAUUCCAAAAUUUUCCACCAUCGCUGCACCAUUACAUAAGUAUUCUCCAACAACAGUACAACAACAAAAGAACAAUAAAAAAUUAAAAUUUGAAUUAUCUGCUGAAGCUAGAACAGCAUUCCACCAACUCAAGAAAAUAUUAACAACUGAUCUUAUUCUUGAUUUACCUGAUGAUACAUUAACAUUUAAAUUACAAACUGAUGCUUCUGUAGAUGGAAUUGGUGCUGUUCUAUUACAAAUUACUUCCAAUGGUGAUCGACCAUUAGCAUAUAUGUCAAAGAAAUUAACAAGAACACAAAUUAAUUGGCCAACAAUUGAACAAGAAUGUUAUGCAAUAGUACAAGCAAUAGAAAAAUGGGACAAAUAUCUUCGUGGACACGAAUUUAUAUUAGAAACUGACCAUGAACCAUUAAUUCAUUUUGCAAACAAAGAACAAUUAAAUAAAAGAUGUGAACGAUGGCGAUUAAAAUUAGCUGAAUAUCGAUUUAAGGUGAAACAUAUUCAAGGUAAGAAAAAUCAUAUGGCAGAUUAUCUUUCAAGAUCACCAGUCGACAUAGCUGAAGAAGAUAUUGAAGAACGAACUCAGUAUGAAUCAACAUCAACACAAACAGAUUUAUCAUUUUCAUCAUUAAAUAAUAAUUUGAUUCCAUUAAAAAUAACAACAGCAAUUACUAGAGCUCAAGCCAAAUUACAACAACAAGCAACGGCAACACCAUCUAUUAAACCGACGAAUGAAAAAAUUAAUGAGCUCAUCCCACAAGGGAAAGUAGCGACUGAUGAAGAACUGAUAAUUAAACCAUCAGAUGAAAAUCCAAAUAAGAUCAUCCCAUUUGAUAUGGAUGACUUAAGAAAAUGUCAAGAAGAAGACAAAAUAAUUCAAGAAAUAAAAAUGAAGAGUAAGAAUAAAAAACAAUAUUUUAUUAAAGAUGGAAUAUUAUUUAGAAAACAACAACUACCACUCCCACCAGUGCCAUACGUUCCAGCAGGACGAAUACGUGCUGAUAUAUUAAAAAUUUAUCAUGAUACACCUGCUAAUGGAGCUCAUUUUGGACGUGACAAAACAAUAAGAAAAAUUCAAGAACGUUAUUAUUGGCCAACAAUGAUAGCAGAUAUUAGAAAUCAUUUAGAUUCAUGUUUACCAUGUGCACAAAAUAAUUAUCGUCGUCAAAAAUUACCAGGAAAAUUAAAACCAAUACCACCACCAGAAGGAAUAUGGAAAUUAUUAAGUAUGGAUUUUCAUGGUCCAAUAACUCCAACAUCAAAAAAAGGAAAUAGAUACAUUAUAUCUCUAACAGAUGUAUUAUCAAAAUUUGUUAUCACAAAAGCUGUUCGAGAUUGCUCAGCAACAACAGCAGUGAAAUUUCUUAUAAACGAUGUUAUAUUAAAAUAUGGCACUCCAACAUGUAUAUUAACCGAUAAUGGUACUCAUUUUACUUCUCAAGUUAUGAACAAAUUAUUUGAAAAUAUUGGAGUCACUCAUCUCUAUUCUACAGUAUAUCAUCCACAGACAAAUGGACAAAUUGAACGAUUCAAUGCAACUAUGGAUGGAAAAAUUGCCGCUUUAUGUAAUGAACGACGUACAGACUGGGAUGAAGUAUUACAAUUUGUUACAUUUAAUUAUAAUACAUCAAUACAUGCAACAACAAAACAAACACCAUUCGAAAUGAUGCAUGGAAGACAAGUCACACUUCCAUUUGAUCAACAAAAAGAAAUUAUUUCGCUCACACAAGAUCCAGAGCACAGUCAAAAAAUUAGAAUAUAUCUCGAAAAAUUAGUAAAUGAAGCUCGAAACAAUAUUAUAAAAAAUCAACAACAAUAUAAAGCUCGAUAUGAUUUACAUAGACAAGAUUUAUUAUUAAAAAUUAAUGAUUUAGUUUUAGUAAAAACAAGAAAUGUUAGAAAUAAAUUUGAUAUACGAUAUGAAGGUCCAUUUAAAAUUAUUGAACACUUAGGGCAUAAAACAUUCGUCGUUCAACAUGUAAAAAAAUUAACAUUAACAAGACAAGUAACAAUGGAUGUUAUCGUUCCCUUGGUGGAACGAUGGAAUUUAAUUCGAUAA